Penicillium coprophilum is the source of this 1980-nucleotide messenger RNA. RefSeq lists its product as uncharacterized. The record is from RefSeq and is a predicted model, not a curated record. Lineage: Eukaryota; Fungi; Ascomycota; Eurotiomycetes; Eurotiales; Aspergillaceae. The transcript is spliced from 3 exons. Bases 1 to 1980 code for a protein of 659 amino acids.
AUGGAGAACCACCCUCCCUCGCCGCAACCAUGCUCAACCAACCCUCCUGUUGAGAGUUCCUUCAGUUUCACACCUAUCAAAGCUCUGAGCGCCUUGCCGCGACUGUGGGAUCGCAAACCUUCGACGCCUGUGCGGGCUGGAGACAAGACAAGAAAGCUGUGGAAGCGAAUUCGCUUUCCGUUUACCGGCAUGAGUGCCGCGACAGGAGGUCAGGCCUCGGGAAUUGGCGCCUCUAAAAACUCGGAUUAUCAGCGCGGCGUGAAGCGCCAGUGUGUUGACCCCGCCGAGGCAGACCAGGAGACCGAAGCUGAGCAACGUGGUCGGUCUUUCCUCGAGACUAAAUGGGAGAUGCAGGCGUCCCGGAAACGACGCAAAAUGCCCGAAUUCAAUUUCAACAUACACGAAGAUGUCCCCCAAGAGGUUUUUGGUUUCACUUCGAACCAGCCCGAGGGCAACCGCAAAGAUGCUGGCGACGUAGCUACGAAUGUGUCACCCCAGCCAUUUAGCGAUAUGCGAGAGACCUCGACGAUGCCGGUCUGCAAUGACACUAUGGCGACAGACUCAUAUCACACAACAUCCGACGCAAAGGUAGCACAGGACCUACAGUCUGGACCAUCCAGCCAAGACGCGCCAGCUGUGAUCGACAAUGCAGGAGAAGACAAGACCACUGUCGUGUCCCCCACUGAGUCUGUACAAGACCUGACACAAGAGCAGAAGCUGGUCCGAUCGGCACUGCGAAGUUCCUUAGAUGGAGAGGAUGCAGAGCUGCUCAAUGACUUCCUGUCGAGGGCGAAUGCGAAGCGGGCCGCCAAGGCCACACAUCCCCAGGAUGUGAAACCAACGGAGACGUCUUCCAGCCCAGAAGAGUCGCCAGAAAUUCAAUGCCCAACACCGCCAUCGCGCCGCGUGUUAGAGGAACUUACAACCAAUUCACCUUCACCUGUGAAGCUGCAAAUCUCUCCUAGUAAAUAUGACAUCAAGCGUGGCGCCGAUGGUGCCGAUGAUCAGGAGGAUAUCAUUCCCAAAGAAAUCCGGGAAGAACAAGCUCCUUCAAGCCCUGCAUAUCGUCGAAGCACUCGUGCCAAAGGCUCGAGCACCCCUAACAUGCGCAACACUAUCUCACUUCGCCGAGCCAAAGGCACAGAGUUCGUCUUCUUACAGCGAACUGAAACCCAGCAAGUGGCUAUGGCCACCAAGCGCAACACUCGGCUCAACAGAGGCAAGUCUGUAACUCCCACGGUCGUCCUGGAAGCUAUGGCUCAGCAAUCCCGCGAGGAAGAGCUUCAGCCGGUCAACUCCCAGAAUGAGGGUCCGAAUCACAAGGACACUAACUUCCGUGAGCUGACCAAACCGCGAAAGCAAGUGUCAUGGAAUGAGGAGCGCAUGGCCGAGUAUGAAGAAUAUAGGGAACCACUUUACAUCCAGGAAGGUGAAGAGGAGGAUGACCGAUGCACAAAUGACGUGGGCGCAACGCCUCGUCCGCGACCAGAAAGCAAGCGUCCGGCGAAGAAAGCAGAGUCUGGCCAUCGCAGCAGCCGUAGCCAAACACAAAAGGCAAACGAAAGGGCAGAUAGCGGGGCCACCGAGAGCGGUUUAACUGCUCCGACUACUGCACCUACUACUGUAACCCCGCGCUCACGCCGGGUGAGGCGUUUGGGCGACUCGGGCAUCUUAGGGUCUGGCACUCCAGUCAAGACUGGAAGCCGCAGCACAAGCAAGCCUCCUGCAGCCUCGGACGCCAUGGCUGCUGCCCCCUCCACACCUACCAAGGGCCGCCGCAAGCUUACUCCCAAAUCGCCCAUCUCAUCCAAGCUUCCCGCACGAGCCUCCAAGAGUGCCAAUAACACCGCGGAUCAGCCUUUCGUCAGUGGGAUCCCCACUCGCAGCUCAAAAAGCACAGAUGAUGGGGAGCGACAGAGUAUGCUUCAGAUGAGCGCAGGGUGCACGCCCACGGCUCGGCGCGUUCGGUCUAGAUCUUGA